Messenger RNA from Prosopis cineraria, 4225 nucleotides. Its product is annotated as cellulose synthase A catalytic subunit 2 [UDP-forming]-like. Gene Ontology annotation, cellular component: plasma membrane; trans-Golgi network. Gene Ontology annotation, biological process: plant-type primary cell wall biogenesis; cellulose biosynthetic process. Bases 468 to 3761 code for a protein of 1097 amino acids. The transcript has 14 exons. Lineage: Eukaryota; Viridiplantae; Streptophyta; Magnoliopsida; Fabales; Fabaceae. The record is from RefSeq and is a predicted model, not a curated record. Gene Ontology annotation, molecular function: cellulose synthase (UDP-forming) activity.
UUUUGAGGGUCAAUUGAUAUUUCUUUUCCAGCAAGCUCUAUCAGAGACAGACAGGGCACCCACCUCUGUUUUUCUGUUCCUUAUUUUAUUUUCCUUUAUGAUUUUUACAGCGAGAAACCCAUCAGUUAGAAUACUCGGAUUAGCAAGAAAAGAAUCAUUCACUAACAUCCCCAAAGAAAACUUCUCUCUCUAACUCCUCCCUCCCUCCCUCAUUAUAUUUUAAUAAUUCCCCGAUACCUUUCGUCUCUAUAUUUGCCUCUCUCUCUCUCUCUCUCUCUCUCUCUCUCUCACUGUGCUCUGUGUAUUGUGGAGCUGGUGUUCCUUGAAUGGGUCGCUCAGUGUAGUCUAAAGCUAUGUUCUUUCUUCUUUGUGGGAUUGUUUGAGAAAUGACAAAGAUAGUGGAGAAGGCUUGUUGAAGUAGAUCUCUCUCGUAUUGCGAAGAUUAAGGUUGUCAUUUGAGGUUUCUAAUGGAUACUAAGGGGAGACUUGUUGCUGGGUCGCAUAAUAGGAACGAAUUCAUUCUCAUCAAUGCCGAUGAGACUGCAAGAGUGACCUCUGUGACAGAAUUGAGCGGCCAGAUUUGCCAGAUCUGUGGGGACGAGAUUGAAGUCACUGUCGAUGGAGAACCAUUUGUUGCUUGCAAUGAAUGUGCAUUCCCUGUGUGUAGACCUUGUUAUGAAUAUGAAAGAAGAGAGGGAAACCAAGCUUGCCCUCAGUGCAAAACCAGAUACAAGCGUCACAAAGGGAGUGCUAGAGUUGAAGGUGAUGAUGAAGAGGAUGAUAUUGAUGAUUUGGAAAAUGAAUUUGAUAUUGGAAGUGUUCAUGGAGACCCUCAUCACAUUGCUGAGGCCAUACUUUCUGCUCGUCUUAAUGUUGGCCGUGGUGGCUCACAUGUCAAUGCUCCUGGGAACACCACGCCAUCAGAGGUAGAUGCGGCUUCUGUGGCUGCUGGUGAUAUCCCUCUCCUCACAUAUGGCCAAGAGGACCUUGGGAUUUCUGCUGAUAAGCAUGCGCUUAUUGUUCCUCCAUUCAUGGUUCGUGGGAAGCGUGUUCAUCCUAUGCCUUUUCCUGAUUCAUCUGUUCCUGUUCAACCCAGAGCUAUGGAUCCUAAAAAAGAUUUAGCAGUCUAUGGUUAUGGAAGUGUUGCGUGGAAGGAACGGAUGGAUGAGUGGAAAAAGAAGCAGAACGAGAAACUUCAAGUGGUCAAGCAUGAAGAUGGCGGGAAAAAUGUUGAUGAACUUGAUGAUCCGGAAUUGCCAAUAAUGGAUGAAGGCAGGCAGCCACUUUGGAGGAAGUUACCAAUUCCUUCAAGCAAGAUAAAUCCCUACAGGAUUAUAAUUGCACUCCGGAUUGCUAUUCUCGGCCUCUUCUUUCAUUAUAGAAUUCUCCAUCCUGUCAAUGAUGCAUAUGGUCUGUGGCUAACAUCAGUGAUAUGUGAAAUCUGGUUUGCUGUGUCAUGGAUUCUUGAUCAAUUCCCCAAAUGGUGCCCAAUUGAGCGAGAAACAUAUCUCGAUCGUUUAUCACUGAGGUACGAGAAAGAGGGAAAGCCAUCUGACCUAGCCAAUGUGGACAUAUUUGUUAGUACUGUGGAUCCUAUGAAAGAACCUCCACUUAUCACAGCAAAUACAGUUCUGUCCAUACUUGCUGUCGAUUAUCCGGUGGACAAAGUUGCGUGCUAUGUCUCUGAUGAUGGUGCAGCCAUGCUUACUUUUGAAGCCCUUUCGGAAACUUCUGAGUUUGCAAGGAAAUGGGUUCCAUUCUGCAAGAAGUUCAGCAUUGAACCACGUGCUCCUGAAUGGUAUUUUGCUCAAAAGGUUGACUAUCUGAGAGACAAAGUUGAUCCAACAUUUAUCAAGGAGCGUCGUGCUAUUAAGCGGGAGUACGAGGAGUUCAAAGUGCGUGUUAAUGCAUUGGUUGCCAUGGCACAAAAGGUUCCUGAGGAUGGUUGGACAAUGCAGGAUGGGACUCCAUGGCCUGGGAACAAUGUUAGAGAUCAUCCAGGAAUGAUACAAGUUUUCCUUGGUCAAAAUGGUGUACGUGAUGUUGACGGGAAUGAAUUGCCUCGCCUUGUCUAUGUGUCUCGAGAAAAGAGACCUGGAUUUGAUCACCACAAGAAAGCUGGAGCUAUGAAUGCAUUGGUGCGAGUCUCAGCAAUCAUUUCAAAUGCUCCGUAUCUGCUCAAUGUUGAUUGUGAUCACUACAUUAACAACAGCAAAGCACUUCGUGAAUCCAUGUGCUUCCUGAUGGACCCUACUUCAGGAAAGAAAAUCUGCUAUGUACAAUUUCCUCAAAGAUUUGAUGGGAUUGAUCGUCAUGAUCGAUACUCAAACCGUAAUGUUGUGUUCUUCGAUAUUAACAUGAAAGGGCUAGACGGCAUCCAAGGUCCAAUUUAUGUGGGCACUGGUUGUGUUUUCCGGAGGCAAGCACUUUAUGGAUAUGAUGCCCCAGCCAAGAAGAAGCCGCCGAGGAAGACUUGUAACUGUUGGCCUAAAUGGUGUUGCUGCUGCUGCUGCUGCAGUUCUAGGAAGAAGAACAAGAAAGUUAAGUCAAGUGGGAAAAAUAAAAUAAAGAACAAGGAGGCUCCAAAGCAAUCGAACUCACUAGAAAAUAUUCAAGAGGGAAUUGAAGGAAUUGACAAUGAAAAGUCAUUAACAAUGCCUCUAGUAAAAUUCGAGAAAAAAUUCGGUCAAUCUUCUGUCUUCAUAGCUUCGACUCUUCUGGAAGAUGGAGGCCUUCCAAAAUCAGCAAGUUCUGCCUCGCUCUUGAAAGAAGCCAUCCAUGUCAUUAGUUGUGGUUAUGAGGAUAAAACAGAGUGGGGGAAAGAGGUUGGAUGGAUUUACGGCUCGGUCACAGAGGAUAUUCUAACGGGUUUCAAGAUGCAUUGCCAUGGUUGGAGAUCUGUGUACUGCAUGCCAAAAAGGCCUGCUUUUAAAGGUUCAGCUCCUAUCAAUCUCUCAGAUCGUCUGCAUCAGGUUCUCCGGUGGGCGCUUGGAUCUGUUGAGAUAUUUCUGAGUAGGCAUUGUCCCUUAUGGUAUGGAUAUGGUUGCGGUUUGAAAUCGUUGGAGCGAUUCUCUUACAUUAACUCUGUCGUUUAUCCUUUGACUUCCAUUCCCUUGCUCGCCUAUUGCACUUUGCCCGCCGUCUGUCUCCUUACCGGGAAGUUCAUAGUCCCUGAGAUUAGCAACUAUGCGAGUCUUGUUUUCAUGGGGCUCUUCAUUUCCAUUGCUGCAACAAGUAUCCUUGAAAUGCAGUGGGGAGGUGUCGGCAUUCAUGACUGGUGGAGGAACGAGCAGUUCUGGGUCAUCGGCGGUGUCUCCUCGCAUCUUUUUGCGCUCUUUCAGGGUCUGCUGAAGGUUCUGGCAGGAGUGAACACAAAUUUCACUGUCACAUCAAAAGCUGCGGAUGAUGGAGAAUUCGCCGAUCUCUACAUCUUCAAGUGGACAUCCUUGUUGAUUCCUCCUCUAACCUUGCUCAUCAUAAACAUAAUCGGAGUCAUUGUUGGCGUCUCGGACGCGAUCAACAACGGUUACGAUUCGUGGGGCCCUCUUUUCGGCAAGCUCUUCUUUGCCCUCUGGGUGAUUCUCCAUCUCUACCCAUUCCUCAAGGGAGUCAUGGGAAAGCAAGAAGGUGUUCCUACCAUCAUUAUUGUUUGGGCUAUUCUCUUGGCUUCAAUCUUCUCCCUCCUUUGGGUCCGAGUCAACCCAUUCUUAGCGAAAAACGACAUCGUGCUGGAAAUCUGCGGGUUGAACUGUGACAACUAAAACAUACAUUAUAUUGAAAAAAAAGAAAGGUAGUUAUCAGAAGUAAAUGCAUUAGUUUUUGGUUUGAAGACAUGCUUGGUUGAAUGAAGCUUCUGCAAAAAUGGCAGGAAAGUUAUGGCGGGUCAAUGUAGAUAAUAUAAAAAUGGGAUUUGUUUUUGGAGAUUCACAAUUCUUUCUAUACAUGUGGGUUCUGCGUUUGGAAGGGAAUUGAAUGGAAAGAUCAGCUUGUAAUCCAACAAGAGGGAGAGACAAAUUAGUUAAUUUUAAGGUGGUUGUAAUUUAUAAUUCCCUCUUCUGAAUAAUAAGGUAUGUCAUAUUUGUAAUCAAUUUUUCUUUAUUUUUCUUUUUCUUUGUAAUUUGAUGAAAGGUCCCUCGAGCAGAGAAGGGGACUUAUAGUGGUUUUGUUCUUACUCUGAAGCAUGAAAUUAAUAAAACCAUCUUUAGUUUUUUUGUUUUGGUAAAAA